Molecule: messenger RNA, 1161 nt
Organism: Mesorhabditis belari
Lineage: Eukaryota; Metazoa; Nematoda; Chromadorea; Rhabditida; Rhabditidae
Source: the annotation of a GenBank genome assembly
AUGACGCAACGUGGUCUCAGCCUUGGCGAGCGCCAGAAUUUGUUGAUGAGCGGUGAGAGGAGACGAGCGAACACGAUGGUGCGCACGAAUGCCGUUUUAUCGCCGAAUGCGCCCGUUAAACAGUAUCAAAAAGAGAUGAUGGCGAAAAAGAACUCGUCUCCUUUGCCGCAAGAGCGCCGCUCGAUUUACACGAAGGAUCAUCUGUACUCGAAAUCGUGGAACCCGGAUUUGCACUAUGACGACGAGGAGUCCUAUCAACAAGCGCCGAGCACCGCCGCCACGAGAUAUGGGGCGACUAAUCAAACUCUUCCCUAUUCGCUAUUUCCUUCGACAAAUCCUGCGCAGCCUCGCCGGACCUCAAACUCGUACCAUCUCAGUGUUCGGCAACCAUUUGAGCGACAGGCAAAAUCUUUUGACGAGUGGGCAAACGAACGAAUAAGCGGAUGGACGGAGAGGAGGAGUCUCAGUGAAAGAGAGGAUGGCGUGAGGGAAGGCAUCCAACGACAAACCAAUCAGCAACACGAGGAGGCACUCAUUGCUGGGACAGCGAUCGCUCACCAAUGUCAAAGUUUAUGGGAGGCGAGGAGUCAUUUAGAGCAUUUGAGGCGAUUGGGGAUUGAGGAUCCAUCAUCGGCGAGCACGUCAUUCGAAAGUAAUACAGAGGCGACUCUCGUCUCGCCACGAAACACUCCAAGGAAUGGACGAGAGAGUGUCGAUGAGCGGAGGAAUAAAUAUCGUUCCCUCUUCCUUCAACGGAAAACCCUUCCCGGUCAAAGAGUCGACAGCAUCGAAUCGACUUUUUCGAAUGACUCUUCAAUGGGUUUUGUUGAUGAAAUGAGAAGAGCCACCCUUGCACAGAUUACUUCAAUCGACAGUGGAGAUCGUUCAAACGAGAAUGCGUCGAGGCGCCCGUUAAGAAAUCAACGCGAUUACAGUGUUGAUGCGACGAGUGACUCGAUGUUUCGCGAGUUUAGCAGAGUUGAUCCCAAAUAUGAAAUGUUCCUUGACUCGAUGCGUCAAAACAGCGAUCGCGAUCGUCUACCCGUUUCCUCGCAUUUCCUUCCGAAAUGGGAAACUUUCGACAUCGCAGGAUCGCAGCAAAAAAAUCGCCGCCUUUCGACAAGUCGACAAAUGUCCCAAAACGAAAAUUAUCGAUUUGCU